Molecule: messenger RNA, 662 nt
Organism: Theobroma cacao (cacao)
Lineage: Eukaryota; Viridiplantae; Streptophyta; Magnoliopsida; Malvales; Malvaceae
Product: large ribosomal subunit protein P1-like
Biological process (GO): cytoplasmic translation; translational elongation
Cellular component (GO): cytosolic large ribosomal subunit; ribosome
Molecular function (GO): protein kinase activator activity; ribonucleoprotein complex binding; structural constituent of ribosome
Source: RefSeq, a predicted model, not a curated record
UCUCAGCAUCAGGAUUCUCUGCCUCUCUCCCUCUCUCUCUCUCUCUAUAUAUAUGGUAUCGUGCGCCUUGUCUAAAUCCGCCAAACCUUCAAGUCUCGACGCCUGUUGCGAAGCAACUCCAAGCAAACCCUAGCGCUUCUGAUUUACAGUUGAAAAUCUUGGGUACAAUGGCCACCAGUGAACUCGCCUGCUCUUACGCUGCUAUGAUCCUCCACGACGAUGGAAACUCAAUCACCGCGGAGAAGAUAGCGACUGUGGUGAAGAAGGCGAACGUGGCCGUCGAAUCUUACUGGCCAAGUCUUUUCGCCAAGCUCCUUGAGAAGAAGAGCGUCGAUGAUCUUAUCAUGAACGUUGGUUCCGCUGGUGGUGGCGCCCCUGUUGCUGUUGCUCCUUCCGCUGGCGCCGGUGCCGCCGCUGCCCCCGCUGCUGAAGAGAAAAAGGAAGAACCAAAGGAAGAGAGUGAUGAUGACAUGGGAUUCAGCUUGUUUGAUUAGGCACAUCUUCCAGUUUGGACUUUCUUUUCUUAUUUUUUUUCCCGGAAAAACUAGGACCCAACUCAAAUGUUAGUUGAAUUUUGUUUGAAGUGUUGAGAAUUCUUAAUUUACAUGACUUUUUUUUUUCGGAAAUUGAAGAUAUCACAUGAUGGAUCUUGCUUGGUUUAA